This is a messenger RNA of Didymella exigua CBS 183.55, 1533 nucleotides long. RefSeq names its product WD40 repeat-like protein. The transcript is spliced from 3 exons. Gene Ontology annotation, biological process: cellular response to amino acid starvation; positive regulation of TORC1 signaling. Gene Ontology annotation, molecular function: protein binding; structural molecule activity. Gene Ontology annotation, cellular component: Seh1-associated complex; nuclear pore outer ring. The record is from RefSeq and is a predicted model, not a curated record. Lineage: Eukaryota; Fungi; Ascomycota; Dothideomycetes; Pleosporales; Didymellaceae. The coding region runs from base 1 to 1533 and encodes 510 amino acids.
AUGGACCUCAACGCCCCAGCGUCGCAUUCACGAUCCGAUACUGUUCAGCUCUUGGAGGCUGUGAUACGUCGCCUUACACGUCCAGCUUUUCUCUCCAGCAUCACCCCGUCGCGACUGCCAUCGCAGGCUGCGAGCGAUGCGUCCCUGAGCCCCACACGCGACGAAGCACGGUUGCACUCUGGCCCGCUGGUCAGCCAUCGUCAAUCUCAUCUCAACGAAGCCGUGACCAUUGACGAUGCGCUUGAACAGGCUGAUCUUAUCGCCCCGUUGAUCCAGGAGCCCUGCGCUGACGGAACUUCACAACGCGUCGAUAAGCGCGUCAUCCAACACCUGCAAGAGGGUUUCGUUGGAGCGCGCCACGCGUACGCGAAGAUGGCCUCGGAGCGCAACUUCACGACCUUCUCGCAUGGCCACCAGGAUCUCGUGCUUGCUAUUGAUUUCAACUACUUCGGUACGCGCAUGGUCACUGCGAGCUCAGACCAUCGCCUCAAGGUAUGGGACAAGAAGGACGAAUCCUGGUCGCUUGUCGAGAGCUGGAAAGCGCACGAUGCUGAGAUCACCGAUGCCAAGUGGAACGGACCCUUUAUGGGCGAGGUUGUGGGGAGUAUUGGCGAAGAUGGACGCUGCAAACUCUGGCAAGAAGAUGCUACAGAAGUCCCGCUGUCAGGCAAUCGGUUCAAGCUGAUUGCCAAUCUGGUCUCGACCGGUCACGCUCCUUUCAUGUCUCUCGACUUCAAAAACAUCAUGCAAGAGACAUGGCUUGCUUUGAUAACUCGUGAUGGGCGGCUGACGGUCUACGAGCCAUCAGACCAGAGUAGUCUGAACGAAUGGACCAUACUGGCAGAGCGCUCUGUCUCCGAAGAUAACCCUCCCGACCGCCAGGACGAAGUAGGCUUCAAGGUUGUGUUCCACAAGGAGAAGCUGCCAUGCUGGACCGCAAUCAUGGCUGGCUUGGAUCGCAAGUCGCUGUCGCUUGCUGUUGCUGCUAUGAAGGACGUUUUGAUCUUUAGGACCGAUAAGGCCAAACGCUUCUUCCAGGUCGCAAAGCUGGAAGGCUCCACAGACAUCAUCCGCGACUUGGCUUGGGCUAACGGAUCUAUGCGCGGAUAUGACAUCCUUGCGACAGCGAGUAAGGACGGCGCUAUCCGCAUCUAUGAAAUUUCCACGCCCAGCUCAGGCAAAGAUGCGACCGCGGGGUCAUCCGCAGCUGCUGCAUCCUUCACAUCUGCAGAAUCGCUUCGUACAGACACUCGCAGGAACGCCCCUUCCGGCAUAGGAGCUGUGCUGGCUGGCGCAUCGAAGGCACCCGACAACCAACGCGAGAACGAGCAGAACCCAGGGCGGAUCACGCAGAUGGCGAAGCUCGCCGAAGAGCUGAAGGAUCACCACGGUGCAGUUUGGCGAGUGGCAUUCUCACAGAUGGGUGAUCUGCUUGUGUCCACAGGGGACGACGCCUCCAUCCGCACCUGGAAGAAAGCCGUGAAUGGGUGUUGGGCCGAAUAUGCCGAAAUCGAGACUGCGCGCGAGAACUAG